CCGCGAUCGCAGCCAAUGAACAGCGCCGGUGAGCGAAUGGGCGGGGCUAUCGACCGGAAGUUCCGCCGGACCGGAAGUGGUGCCCGGCGCUCGAUGGGGAUCGGGGGCAAAAUUAACCGGCCCCGAACGGAGCUGCGCAAGAAGCUCUUCAAGCGGCGGCGGGAGCUGGCGCGGGGGCGGCGGCAGAAGCGGCGGUCGGUGUCGGUGCCCGCGGCCCCGGCCCCGCUGUGGGGGAAGCGGCGGCGGAAGGAGCUGAAGCGGCUGCGGGGGGCGGCCAAGAGCGCGCUGCGGGCGGCCGUGACCGAGGCCAAGCGGCCGCCGAAGGAGGCGCGGACCGGGGACAGCGGCGGCGACGUGGAGAUGGCGGAGGCGGCCCCGGAGUGACCGGGGGCCACCGGAGCGGCCCGGGAGGCACCGGGGGCCACCGGAGCGGCCCGGGGGGGGCUCCGGGCCCGCGGCGCUGCCCCCGAGACCGCCCGGAGCUGCUCCCGGGCUCGCACCGGGGCCACCAGUUUGAACACGUGUCCCCAACGUGUCCCCAACGUGCCCCAGUCCCCUGCAGUGUCCCCAGCACCAUCCCCAGUGUCCCCAGUCCUUCUGCAAAGCUCCCAGUUUGUACCAGUCUGCCCAGUCCCUGUCCCCAGUCCCCACCAGUGUCCCCAGUCCCUGUCCCCAGUCCCUG
This is a messenger RNA of Prinia subflava (tawny-flanked prinia), 682 nucleotides long. RefSeq names its product chromosome unknown C11orf98 homolog (gene CUNH11orf98). The record is from RefSeq and is a predicted model, not a curated record. Lineage: Eukaryota; Metazoa; Chordata; Aves; Passeriformes; Cisticolidae.